This is a messenger RNA of Abrus precatorius (Indian licorice), 465 nucleotides long. Its product is annotated as protein FD-like. The coding region runs from base 1 to 465 and encodes 154 amino acids. Lineage: Eukaryota; Viridiplantae; Streptophyta; Magnoliopsida; Fabales; Fabaceae. The record is from RefSeq and is a predicted model, not a curated record. Gene Ontology annotation, molecular function: DNA-binding transcription factor activity. Gene Ontology annotation, cellular component: nucleus. Gene Ontology annotation, biological process: positive regulation of DNA-templated transcription. The transcript has 3 exons.
AUGGCCUCACUCUUCCCCACUUCUCCAUCUCCUUCUUCACUUCGACAAACACCUUCAACCAACGCUAAAUCCAUUGAACAUGUCUGGAACGACAUUAAACUUUCCUCUCUCUCUAACUGCUCCUUAGACCUCAACCUCAACAAUCCCACAUCGCUUGCUGCUGAUUCUUCUUUUCUUAAACGACAUACUCCACCCACCUUUCUUUCCGCUCCUAACCCUUCCUUUGAUGCUAAUUGCGACCCCAAUAUCAACAAAAUGGUUCAACGAGAUAUCUAUGAUAAACGACAUAAACGCAUGAUCAAGAAUCGAGAAUCUGCAGCUUAUAGAAAAGAGUUGGAAAUUAAAAUUGCCCGUUUAACGGAAGAGAAUUCCAGACUAAGAAAACAACUGGAAGAGUUGCAGAUUCGCGUGGCUAUGCCUCCCAGAAUGGGAACACUGUAUAGAACCUCAACAUCUCCAUUUUGA